GAGUCAUCUUCUGUAAAGAGUCAUUAAAUUGGUUGAUUGUGCUAUAAAAAGCAAGUGGAGGAUAGGAGAGUUUGCUGGUUGCAUGAUGGCUCCUGAAUGUAUAGGAGAGCUUCGAGACUUGCUCUUCUUCCUGCUCCUGUGCCUCACAUUAUUGGCUGAACUAUUGGAGAUGACUGCAGCUUCUGCACAGGGACUGGAUGGCGAAGGUGACAUAGUGUGCCCAUCUGUGUGUCGCUGUGAUGAGGACUUUAUUUACUGCAAUGACCGUGGAUUGAGCGCAAUCCCACCUCUACCACCAUCUGCAACUGUACUUUAUCUUCAGAACAAUCACAUUGACAAUGCAGGGCUUCCUAGGUCCUUGGAACAUCACACGACUGUGCGAGUCAUAUAUCUCUAUGAUAAUGAGCUUGAUGACUUUCCCAUGCAUUUGUCACCUUCAUUAAGAGAGCUUCACCUCCAGGACAACAAUAUUAGAGUGUUGCCAAGGACUGCACUUGCUAGACUUCCACUACUUGAAAAGUUGCAUCUGGACGACAACUCUGUUUCUACAGUGAGUAUUGAGGACCAGGCCUUUGCGGACAACCCUCGAUUACGUCUCCUCUUCCUUUCCAGAAACCACCUCUCUAGCAUCCCAUCUGGUCUUCCUGCCUCACUUGAAGAGCUCCGUUUAGAUGACAACCGAAUCUCUACUAUUCCUACUCAUGCCUUCCGAGGUUUGUCCUCUUUACGUCGCCUGGUCUUGGAUGGUAAUCUUUUAGCUAAUCAACGCAUAGCUGAUGACACCUUCUCACGCUUGUCAAAUUUAACAGAACUCUCCCUCGUCCGUAAUUCACUUCAAACACCCCCACUUAACUUGCCCAGUGCCCACCUGCAGAGACUCUCCCUUCAGGACAAUAACCUUAUACACAUGCCUCGGGGCUCACUUGAUGGAAUGCGCAGACUGCAGCGCCUAGAUCUCUCUGGAAACAAUCUGACUACCCUUCCCAGAGGAUUGUUCAGGGACUUGGAGAGCCUGGGGCAGCUACUUGUGCGAGGAAACCCAUGGCAUUGUGGGUGCAACUUGCGCUGGCUACAUGACUGGCUGGAAGCAAAGGGGAAUACAAUUACAGUGAGAGGCUUUAUCUGCCAGACACCAGAGCGAGUCCGAGACAUGGCGCUUAGAGACCUCACAAAUCAGAUGGAUGAAUGUGAGUUGGCUGCUGCUGGUGGUGGUGGAGUAGGUACAGGGGUUGGCGUUGGUGGUAACAGAGUGAGUGGAGGAGCAGCGGGAGUCAUUUCUACCACUCUUUCUCCCCCUCAAGGGUCCCUGUUUACACUCAGGUCCAAGCGACCAGGCAUCGGUCUCUCAGAAACAGGAUUGGACUACACAUUAAGCAGCAGCGGUGUGGGCAAGAACCUGGCCCUGAAUGUGAAACCCCUAUCCCAUGACAGCAUCCGUGUUACUUGGAGUGUAGCACAAACAUCUUCUUCCUUUCGAUUAAGCUGGCUUCGCCUAGGAACCAGCUCUGCCAUGGGGUCCAUCACAGAAACCUUGGUUAGAGGUGAUCGGCGGGAGUAUCUUCUCACUUCCCUGCAGCCUGCUUCCAGCUACAUCAUCUGCAUGGUACCUCUAGUAUCUAACAGUGGAAGCAGGAGUAGUUUGCCUGGGGGGGACACAGAAUCAAAUGAGGUUCCAGUUUGUGCCAGAACAGAAACAUCUGAUCCUAGCCAUUCUGAUGAUGAUGGUGAAGAUGAGAGCUCUGAUCAAUUGACUUCUCUUCCUCUUGCAGGAAUUAUUGGAGGUGCUACGGCAAUAGUUUCCCUCGCUCUUAUCAUUGCCAUUUUCUGCUGGUAUGGGCACCGUGCAGGACAUUUCACAUCACGAGGCCAUUACAGCCAUAGUAGCUCUCGCAAGAGCAAACACUAUGAUGACUACAUUGAGUCAGGCACAAAGAAAGACAAUACUAUCUUAGAGAUCAGAGGUCCAGGAUUUCAGAUGACACCAAUGGCAACAAGGCAGCCCCUUCAACCGAAACCAGUGAGAGAGGAUUACAUUAUACACACCAUCUUCCCCUCGAAUGGCACAGGUCUAUACAAGCCAUCCCAUAACAUGACCAACUCUGGCUAUGGUACCAUCCGUGGCUAUAGAGAAGGAAGCAUUCCAGAUAUAGAUUACUCCUACACAUGAUAGCUUUGAUUUAGAAACCAUAAUUAGGAGUCAUGUACUGCAUAGAUACACAGUUUUUAAUCAACAUGGGCUCUGCAGAAUCCCUUUGUGCCUUCUGGUCUCCAUUACAAUGUAGCCUGCUGUUCAUGACACUAUAAAACUUUUAAUUGGCCCAGAUGCUUAUAGGAAGCAUUAUAAAUGUGGUGCCAGGAGGCGAUGAUGCCAUUUCAGGUGGUGAUACCAAAUGCUGUUUUCACCUCCCGGUGUAAUGAUCAGUGUCCCUGACAUUGCUGUUUUAACUCUGGCUGGUGCACUGAGGUGGAUUCAAGGGCAGCCCACACCGCAUUCAGCUCACAGACUGUUCACAGAGCUCAGUGCAUAUAUGGGAGAGAGGCAGUCUUCUAAUUGGACAUAAACAACCUACUGUACAUUUUAAUAUUUGUCUUCUAUGGGAUGAAUCUCCCUGAAUCAAGGAUUUGAACCGGGAUUGACAGGAAUCCUGCAUCAACAAGGCAACCUCUUUGCUCAGAGGAAACUGGAAAUGUGUUGUUUUAAGUGAUCCUUCUGAAAAAUGCAUGGGUUCACAUGCACAGUUGUUUUUUGGAGAACAAGCUGCAGAACAUGACUACUAUUCUUAAUUUAAAUAGAGUGUCUGGACCAAGCAGAGACAUGGCCCUCAAAAACUACAGCAAGGUUUGAAAUGCCUCAAAAACUAAAUUCAUUUGAAUUCUUAUACACUUGAAAGCUGCCUGAUGCUACUACGAUAACGUCUAACAAGCGUUAUGAUGACUGUUCUAGUUUCAGACUGGUGAAAAGUUGAGAGGAUGAAUGAAAUGGCUUCAUGUGUCUUGAGGAACUUUCGAUUUUUAAAAAUUGCAACUUAACCCUGGUGUGUUGAUAGAUACAAACAAUGAAAGUUAGAUAUUGGACAUUGUCAUAACUCUGUUCCCUAGUUGUUUGAUUAUUCCCCCCCAUUUGUUUCACUUUAUUUUUUUUAACUCAUAAA
Molecule: messenger RNA, 3152 nt
Organism: Sinocyclocheilus rhinocerous
Lineage: Eukaryota; Metazoa; Chordata; Actinopteri; Cypriniformes; Cyprinidae
Product: leucine-rich repeat transmembrane protein FLRT1-like
Exons: 1
Coding region: 83-2167 (694 amino acids)
Cellular component (GO): plasma membrane
Molecular function (GO): protein binding
Source: RefSeq, a predicted model, not a curated record